CGACCAAUAACUGUUACAGUGCCGUUCAGUCGCGUCCCUCGGUUCCACCGGUUGAUAAACUGCCCGGGCGCACUGGCUUUCCCCCCUUUUUUUUUCUCUCUUCCGUUUCUCUCGUCACCACCUACGGACGGCUACGGGGACUCAUCACCACCGGCCGGCCCGCCACUGCUCUUCGGAAAAUCGUAGGAGCCUGUCGCACGUCGCACCGCCACAUACAGCCACAGCGCCAGGAAGAUGCCGUGCCUCUCGAACCUCGCGUACCUCCUGACGUUCGUCGCCGUGAUCGCCAUGGCCAAUGUACUCCCCCGCGACCGAAACCGUUACCCGUUCGCGCCUCUCCUGGCGAACGCAUCGUCGCGGCUAAACGCCGAGCAGCUCACCGUGUUGGACAUAUUCAAGUACAGUAUGUUCAAGCGGUCGCCCCCCAAGAAGAAGAAUAAUAAUACGCUCUCGUUGACUUGGAUCAAAACUUUGCGCAAUGAGCCGGAUUACAUGGAGGUCACCGCCGGGAACCGCCUCGAGCUGCGUUGCGAGGCAACUGGAAAUCCGCCGCCCGAGGUCCACUGGCUGUUAGGAAACGACGCGGAGAGGCAGGACGAGCAUUACGCGCAAAUCGGGCCGAGAACUAACGAUGGAUUCACUCAGGUCAUAUCAACGUACGUGAUCGACUGCGUCAAACCUGAGCAUCAGGGUCUCGUAAAAUGCGUGUCCGUGUCUAAUAACGUCGUACGUACGUCGGUGAGGGCGAUCCUAGUCAACGGGACGAGCGAUAAAUGCGACAACGAGAGACCACCCGUAUUCACCCUCUACCAGCCAUACAGAAUAGCGGAACAAAGGACCACGGUGGUUCUUCCGUGCAGGGUCGUGGGUGAACCGAUGCCCUAUCAGUUCUGGUUAGAUGUCCAUGGCAUCACCAUCACUCCCACCACGCACACGAGACACACCGUUCUACCUAAUGGCGAUCUGGAGAUAAAGGAUCUUGAGUGGGAAGACAUGGGUGACUACACUUGCAUGGCGGAAUUGGGAUUCAUGCAGAAGAAUGUGACCACGUUCGUGUAUCCUCUCCUACCUUCCUCCUCCGAAAAAAGAAACAAAGAUUUCGAGUACUUACCGUAAGAAGUCUUAAAAAGAUUCCUGCAUCUCGAAUGCCUUUUGCUGUAAGCGUGCAUAAGUGGCCAAAACCUAUUAGACUUAUCAUUUUUCUAUAAAGAUAGAAUGUAAUUUAGGUAGAAAUAUUAUGUAUUAGCAAAAAAGUACUUAUCCCUUUUUGUUACGUUUACGAUACCAGUGCUACAUGUCCUCGAAAGCUCGAUAGUCGAGCGACAGUUUCGCUUCUCACGUUGGAUCGACGCACAAAAAAAAAAAGAAAGUCUUGUAUUCGCAUCGAAGGAAGUUUGUAAACGAAUUGAAAACAGUUUUAAUAAACGCGACCUAUAUCACAUAUACGCUUUUUUGUAAAACGCUUAUUCCUACCAUUUGUCGCGGAAGCCUUGAAAUGUAGAUUUUCAGCGGGCCGACAUUCUUUGGUUUAUCGACAUCCACAGCUGUGUAUUUUAAACUAUGUAAUUUUAUUGUGUAUGCAAUUCAAUUGUAUUUACAUUUCGUACAAGGUCUAUAAUUUAUAAACUCGCGAUGGAUUUUACAAUAAGAGUUAACUCGUUAAGUAAUGCGAAUUAUAUGUUACUUACCACUCGUGGCUGUCCAGUUAGGCUAACUCCAGAUUAAGAAUUACAUUCGAUCGAUUCGCCAGAA
Vollenhovia emeryi is the source of this 1752-nucleotide messenger RNA. It is a transcript of the gene ImpL2, whose product is annotated as immunoglobulin superfamily member 10. Lineage: Eukaryota; Metazoa; Arthropoda; Insecta; Hymenoptera; Formicidae. Gene Ontology annotation, cellular component: neuron projection. Bases 235 to 1116 code for a protein of 293 amino acids. The transcript has 7 exons. The record is from RefSeq and is a predicted model, not a curated record.